AUGGCUGACUUCGUGGCAGGAUUCCACCCUCAUCCACCCCCAUUACUUCAUCGAGGUCUUGCUAAAGCUCUCGGUGCGGGAAUGUGGUUCUUCAUUUUCUAUCGCGCCAGACAAGAUGGGGCUGCACUUAUUGGUUUGAGACAUCCUUGGGAUGGACAUGGACAUGAUGAGCAUUGA
This is a messenger RNA of Tremella mesenterica DSM 1558, 177 nucleotides long. RefSeq lists its product as uncharacterized. Gene Ontology annotation, cellular component: mitochondrial inner membrane. Bases 1 to 177 code for a protein of 58 amino acids. The transcript is spliced from 3 exons. The record is from RefSeq and is a predicted model, not a curated record. Lineage: Eukaryota; Fungi; Basidiomycota; Tremellomycetes; Tremellales; Tremellaceae.